Salpingoeca rosetta is the source of this 333-nucleotide messenger RNA. RefSeq lists its product as uncharacterized. The coding region runs from base 1 to 333 and encodes 110 amino acids. The record is from RefSeq and is a predicted model, not a curated record. The transcript has a single exon. Lineage: Eukaryota; Choanoflagellata; Craspedida; Salpingoecidae.
AUGUCAACAGUGACCUUGCGCAUUGGGACUCACCACAAAGGAGGGUUGCUACGUAGCGUGACAACAAACAAGCCAAGAGCAAAGGAUACUGCUAAGAGCAAUGCAACACUGCGGAGCCCUGACAUCGACUGGAGGACGUCGACGGUGGUCCUCAAGACAGGACCGCUGCGCCCGAACCUGUGCCGUGUGAAAAGAGUAGUAAAGAAGUCGGACAGGAAAAGCACUGUCGACAGAGUCGACAAGUGCUUACACAAGGCAAUCCUCAACGACAGCCACGUCGUUCUCGAAGAGGAGGGAGAGUGCAGUGAUGUCAUUCACUACGUCACAUCCUAA